AUGACCAAAUCCAUCCUCCUAAUAAACGGCCCCAACCUCAACCUCCUCGGCACGCGCGAACCCACAAUCUACGGCUCCACAUCCCUCUCCGACGUAAUCGCCUCCGCACACAAACAAUGCACCGCGCAAUCUACAAACUUCGCUCACAUCCAAUCGAACCACGAAGGCGUCCUUGUCGAUCGCAUACAUGAGGCACGUGGCAACGUCGACUUCAUCGUCAUUAAUCCAGGCGCUUUCACACAUACGAGCGUGGCGUUGCGAGAUGCGUUGGCGGGUGUCGAGAUACCUUAUCUGAGUGACAAGGCCGAGGCGGUUAUCUGUGGGUUGGGUGUUUUUGGGUAUGAAGCUGCUAUUGAGUUUGCCGUGAGGUAUCUUCGGGAGAAGGAUGAAAAGGCAGCAAAGUUGUAG
Alternaria arbusti is the source of this 408-nucleotide messenger RNA. RefSeq lists its product as uncharacterized. Bases 1 to 408 code for a protein of 135 amino acids. The transcript has 2 exons. Gene Ontology annotation, molecular function: 3-dehydroquinate dehydratase activity. Lineage: Eukaryota; Fungi; Ascomycota; Dothideomycetes; Pleosporales; Pleosporaceae. The record is from RefSeq and is a predicted model, not a curated record. Gene Ontology annotation, biological process: quinate catabolic process.